Aphanomyces astaci is the source of this 4124-nucleotide messenger RNA. RefSeq lists its product as hypothetical. Gene Ontology annotation, molecular function: protein binding. The transcript has 10 exons. The record is from RefSeq and is a predicted model, not a curated record. Bases 20 to 2494 code for a protein of 824 amino acids. NCBI's taxonomy places the organism in Eukaryota, Oomycota, Saprolegniomycetes, Saprolegniales, Verrucalvaceae.
UCAGCGUGAGUGUUGCGGGAUGCGUCGGAUACCCUUUCUAGUCUUCAGCCUCUGUGGCAUGCAUGUAGCACGCGCCCAAUCCUUGGGAGAUGUUCCUUUUCGCACUGUGGAAGCCCUGUGGAGCUUCCACGACGGACUGGACGAUUGGGCGCAGUCAUCAACGGACACGAUGCGCGCCGAAAUCAAUCCCCGCGAUGGAUACAUCCAUGGAACUGUCUUGGCCGACGCGCCGUUCGUAGACUCUCCGCUUUUGGACCUCGAGAUCGAAGAUCGUCAUCACUUUGUCGUCCGCAUGGCCUACGACGGAGCAUGUGCUCAAGCUGGUCUCCAUCUCGAACGGCGCGGCGCUCCAGUCACCCCCAAAACGAACCCCAAGGCUCCUUUCGUGAACCCCAUCGUCGUUCGGUUCCCAAUCACGUCGGAUGGGUCGCAACAUGUGUACUACGCGCCACUGUUUCCGUAUGUCCAAGGCGACAUUUCGCGCAUUCGGUUCUUUCCGUGUCUGUCGGGGAAUGAUGGUCGCCACCAAGGCAAUACGUUUCACAUUGAUUGGAUCAUGGUUGCCAAAGCUCCCACCGUGACCAAGGUCCGUGGCUGUAUUGACCGGUACUCCCAGGUGCCGCUAUUACAGCCCCUCUUGGCCCCAUCAGCCAACAUCUCCAUGAUCACGACCUUGACCAACGGCAUCCAUCCUGUGUUUAGCACCCUCUUCCACGCCAUGAUACUGCCCUUCGCAUCCACAUACAACUGCUAUCCUGGAGACGAGAUCACUGUCCAAGGACGUAACUUUGGCGAUGCCGCCCUAGUCCACAUCAACGGCGCACCGUGCCAAAACAACUACCCCACUCUCGAGUCGAUCCCCGAGUUGGCAUCGGACGCACCAGACGAAGAAGUGUUGACGUGUGUCCUGCCAGCCAACUUGCCUCGUGGGCCAGCUGUGGUCACCGUCACGAACGAACGCUAUCGUGGCCUUGUAUUCAAUGGCACAAUGGUGGCCUACGCAGUACCCGUCCAAUUGACCACGGCCCCGUCGUUGUCGAAUGUCAUGGCACAUGCAGUCGACAUCACGUGGACACCCCCCCCGAACGACGUCUGGACCUGCUUGACCAUCACGGGGUACCUCGUCAUUGUGCGUCGUCUUCGUGAUAACGUCACUGUGACCACCAUGCUCGGAAACGUCACGACGACGACGCUGGCGACCUUGUCCGCUGGUGCCCCGUACAGCGUAACGGUCUCCGCAGUCGUCGAAUCUCAAAACACAACCGACUGGCAACAAGUCGACAUGUACGGUCAGCGCCUCGCGUUGCCGUCGGCCAUUGUGGGACUACCUUCGCCAGCUCUAGUGUUUUCAACACUUGCCCUGGAUUUCGAAUUCACCACGUUUUCUGCCCAAGCGACACUGAACCAUAGCAUAUCAGUCCCCACCGCCGCCACGCUGGGCCCCACCGGAGACGUCGGGGGACAAGGCCUGCUUGGGCUCACACUUGUGGGGCACGCCCAUGUCGAGCACUGUAAUGCGACCAGUGCAUGCUGCGACUUCGACAGCACCGGACAAACGUGCGCGUUUACGUGCCGCGGCAGCACGCCGUCGCACAUAUCAAGUGCCCCACAAUCUACCUCCAACUCUGGCUCGACAACAGCAACCACAGCAGGAGUAUCGUUGCUGACAUUGGUUACCAACGUCACCUCCACCCCAACUUCGUCGCCCCCCCUUCGUCCGUGCGGCCCCGCCUUGCGACUCACGUGGUCGGCGCCGUUCUUGACAGGGGCGGCAUGGUACCCUCGUCGGCAAAACGUCCGCGAAGGGUUUGCGACAUCAUUUCAAUUCCGACUGUCGAAUCCGUCGCUGCAGUGCAAAGUCAUGGACGACGUGUCCACGCACUGUCGGGCCCGUGGGGGCGACGGGUUUGCAUUUGUCAUCCAAAACGAAGGCGGGGCGUCGAUCGGGCGCGGGGGGCAUGAGGUCGGCUACGGCGGCAUCCGCAACGCCGUAAGCGUCGAAUUCGACACGACUUAUAACGCCGACACGGCCGACAUGUACGAGAACCACGUUAGCAUUCACACGCGCGGCAGGUCGCAGCCCAACUCCGCGCACCAUGCGUACUCGCUGGGCGCAACGUCCGAGGUCCCAGACCUGACAGACCGUGUACACACGGUGCACAUUCGCUACGUUCCUGUCCUCGACGACGACAUGCCGUUUGCGCCGCACUUUCAAGCGUCGGCGUACGUGUCGCAGUUCUUUGCCAAGACAACCGGAGCGAGUGCGUGGGGGAGUGCCGGCGUCGGCUGCCUCCAGGUGACCGUGGACGAUCGGACGGUGCUCAGCGUCCCACUGCAUUUGGACAACACGCUCGACUUGACGGGCGGCCGCGCAUUCGUGGGGUUCACGGCAGCCACGGGAGCGGUGGCGUGGCAAGCGCAUGACAUUUUGUCGUGGCAGUGGGAGUCGCUGCGCAUGUUUCCCCUUCCUCCCGCCCCAUUCACACACGUUUAAUGGCCAACACGCCACCACAACCGUGAACGGGUGUUUGCACUUGAAGUGGACUUUGCACUGCAGUAGGCAGAAGCCAACAAUGUCCGACGACGGCUACAGAGCUGGAUCGACCAACGUUAUACACUCCACAGGGAGUUCAACCACCAUAAACGACUCUAUGAUCUCUUCCUAGUGAUCUUUUCUUAUCUUGACUUAAUGAGCGAUGCCUGCGGCCGCCAACUUGGAUUCCAAUUCCGCGACCUUGGCUUCGAGUUGUUGGAUGUGGGCGUUGGCGGAGCUCAGCUGAUGCUGCAGGUCGCCAGAACCAGCCGCGACGGGGGCCGGGGGAGGAGUCCCCGACGCCGUUCGAACCACUCGCGUCGGACGCGCCGACACGGGGGCGGCGGUGCCGGCCUUGCCGCGCGACGUGAUUUCGCCAAAGUUGCGCGGGUUCAACGACGACAAGCUCGGCGUCUUCUCCGACCCGGCCAGCCAUUCAUCCGCCGUGUGCGACGGCACCCCAGAGAACGUGUCCGGGAAGAUGUCGUCUUGGAACGCGUCCGACUUGCGCGGCACAUACACAUGCAACGGCUCCACGGCGUUGGUCGUGAGCUUGAGGAGGCGAGCCGUCUCGCACGACAUGAUGUCACACGCGCGCUUGGGGACGAACGCCAUGCCGCGGGCCGCGGUCGUCGAGCGGUAUUCCGUCAGGGGGUACGCAAACGGCUCGGCAUCGUUCAUUUCGUAGUACCGGAUGUUGCCGUCGCCCUUGCCGCACAAGUAGAGCAAGUUCGUGUCCGCGUCGUAGAACGGCAUGAUCACGCCCGCGGCUUGGUCAAUGUCGACCUUGUGCAGCUCCUUGUCGAGCUUUCGCGGGUCCCACACCUUCAUGCGGCGCUGGGACUGGCGGGAGAACCCGAGCGUGACAAACAAGUUCUUUUCCCCGAGGAAAGCCAGCUUGACACUCUUGCUGCCUUCGUGCGCUUGGACUGACCCGGACAACCCGCCCGAUCGCGCGUCGUACAUGCGCACGAGCUUGUCCUUGCUCGACGUAAUGAGCGUGGACCCGGUGUAGUUCCAUGCCAAGUCUUGCAGCAAGUUUUCUGAGUUGUACUCCAUGUUGGCGAUUUCACUGCCCUUCUCGAUAUCCCACAAGCGGACCGUGUAAUCGGCCGAAGUCGACGCCAACACGUUGGACGCCGUCGGGUGGAAGCCCAGCAGCGUGACCUUGCGACCGUGGCCGGUCAAGUCCACGAGGGGUUCAGUCAUGGUCUCGGUCAAUCCACCUUCGGGAAUGCCCCAGAUUUUGAUAGUCGUGUCGUCGGACGCAGACGCGAUCAAGUGUUCAUGGAACGGGUUGAAGUCAAAGUCCAUGAUGGCACCGCGAUGCCCACCGACAAGGGGGUAGUCCGAGUCGAAUUUGCCCACCUUGUCAUACGGGACAACCGCGAAUGCGCCGCCCCCUGCUUGGAUCGCCACGGCAAAGAACUUGGUGUUCGCUUUGAUGUAGUUCUGUUCCCCUGUAGCAGUGGCUAGACGCAGGUUCGUGUAGCACUUCUCGAUCUUUGCUGGUUCGAUGUACACAUGGCGAUAUUUGGAGGAGCGGACGAAUUGACUUGUCAUGAUGGCCACCGCACAACAAAAUCGAAUG